Molecule: messenger RNA, 1783 nt
Organism: Rhododendron vialii
Lineage: Eukaryota; Viridiplantae; Streptophyta; Magnoliopsida; Ericales; Ericaceae
Product: protein NDH-DEPENDENT CYCLIC ELECTRON FLOW 5
Exons: 3
Coding region: 199-1389 (396 amino acids)
Biological process (GO): carbohydrate metabolic process
Molecular function (GO): catalytic activity; carbohydrate binding
Source: RefSeq, a predicted model, not a curated record
UUGGAUCCAUUCAGUGAGACAAGGACAUCUCUCUCUCUCUCUCUCUCUCUCUCUCUCUCUCUCUCUCUCUCUCUCUCUCGCGCGCGCGCGCACGCUCAAACACACACAAACUUGUGACUACAUGCGUUGUGUUAAUCUGUCUCCAAUAAUAUAAGACUUUGGAAGACAAAAAUUUACAGUUUUGAAUGAAACAUAUCCAUGGUUUACGCUUCCAUCUUCCCUUCCAACUUCAUUCAUCCUUCCCCAAUAAAAUGCAGUAAGAGUUUCGCAUCUCUACACCCUUAUUUUCCUUCAGCGCAACAACACACCAGCAUCAAUACCAAAAAGAGAUAUUUUCCAUUGCCAGGAGUGGCUUCAAUUCCGUAUCCUGUCCCCGCGCCCAUCAACGUGGACUACUUGGAGAGUGAGUUCAGCGGCCAUGGAGUCACGUUUGAGGAUAUUAGCGACAGCUGUGUUGUCAAGAUGGGAUUGGAAAACGGAAGUCUUGCCACCGUGAUGCUUCCAAGUGGCAUGAUCACAUCAUACAAGGCGUCCAUGUGGCAUGGGGGCCUGCUCGAGCUUCUUCACACUUCUGUUUCUGAAGGUGAGGAUGGUAGCGAUCCAGUGAUUCAAGGUGGGGUGUCCUUAGCCUUCAAAAUUGAAAGUGAUGACGAUGGUGGAGUUUCUUGGUCCCCGAAUACUUGGGCACUUCGGGAUGUUAGAGGGAAUCCUGACGAAUCCAUUCAGGUAGAACUGGUUAGCAGUAAUUCGGAGGGCAUGAUUGAAGUUAAACACAUUUUGACUCUCCAACAAGAUCUCUUAAGCUCAGAGCUUGUGUUCUCUAACUCGAAAUCUUCACCCCUUCGCCUGUUGGGUUCCAUCGUAAGUCAUUUGACAGUGAGCACACCAGAUGCAACUUAUGCACUGGGAUUGGAAAGAUCAAAUUUCCACAGCAGACCGCCCUUUUUGUCAAAUUUCAGCAUUAUUCCUCCAGAAUCUGGCCGGACGAAGGAUUUCGAUUUGUGGAAUCCUUUUACGGUCGAGGAACUUUUGUCCACUUGGGGUGCAGGGAAGCAGAACAAUGCCGUUGAUAUGAAAAGCAGGGAAAGAGAAGAAGAUCCAGAGGGCGAAGAGGAUGACAACAAUAAGCAAUUGACCGAAAAAAUGAGCAGAGUUUACACCAGUGCGCCUCGGGAGUUCAUAAUCCUUGACAGGGGUAGAAGAAACUCAGUUGUGGUACAAAGAGAAGGGUUCAAUGAAUUGUACAUGUUCAGUCCUGGCUCAGCUCAUGAAUGGUACGGCAAAUAUGCCUACAUAUGUGUUGGACAAUCAGCCCUGCUCGAGCCUAUAAUCCUGGGUCCUAAAAGUGUAUGGAGAGGUACACAACAUUUGCACAAUCCGAAUCUCUAAACACAGGACACAAUUGGAGAUGAGGAACAUUCAGAAAGGAGAAACAUCAUCCGGGCCUGCUAUUUGGAAAACAGUUUUGUUGAUCGUGAUAAUUCAGUAUGUUUUCUGAUGGAAAUGUUUUGGAUGAAGAAAAGCAUAUAUAGUGAAGAGAAGCCCAUUUUGUAUAUUGCAGUAUGACAUUUGUCAUAGCAAGUUAUGAAUCAUGUACCGUACUGGCAUUGUCCAAAUCCGAUACCCUACACCUCUAAUUUCGUUUCACCUCAAAUACCAGCCGGUACCGGACGAUACCAGCCAAUACCGGACAGUUAUUGUUUGCAGUAUGACGUUUGUCAUAACAAACGAGUUAUUGUUUCCAAGCACCCUACGGUUCAAUGGAUUUUGCAUUCAAUAUUUA